Messenger RNA from Stegastes partitus (bicolor damselfish), 2665 nucleotides. RefSeq names its product ADP-ribosylation factor-like protein 4C. Lineage: Eukaryota; Metazoa; Chordata; Actinopteri; Pomacentridae. Bases 1 to 585 code for a protein of 194 amino acids. The transcript has a single exon. Gene Ontology annotation, molecular function: GTPase activity; GTP binding. The record is from RefSeq and is a predicted model, not a curated record.
AUGGGGAACAGCCUCUCCAACCUGGCCGCCUUCCAGUCCCUGCACAUAGUCAUGCUCGGUUUGGACUCUGCGGGCAAAACCACCGUCCUGUACCGGCUGAAAUUCAACGAGUUCGUCAACACGGUGCCGACCAUCGGCUUCAACACGGAGCGGAUCCGGCUGGGCGGCGCGGGGGCCUCCAGGGGCAUCAGCUGCCACUUCUGGGACGUCGGGGGCCAGGAGAAGCUGCGGCCCCUCUGGAAGCCCUACAGCCGCUGCACGGACGGCAUCGUGUACGUGGUGGACUCUGUGGACGCGGAGCGGCUGGAGGAGGCCCGCACCGAGCUGCACAAGAUCACCCGCUUCUCCGAGAACCAGGGCACCCCGCUGCUGGUCAUCGCCAACAAGCAGGACCUGCCGCGGGCGCUGGACGUCGGGGAGAUCGAGAGGCAGCUGGCCCUGGCCGAGCUGAGCCCGUCCACCCCGUACCACGUCCAGCCGGCCUGCGCCAUCAUCGGAGAGGGUCUGGACGAGGGCAUGGACAAGCUGUACGAGAUGAUCGUGAAGAGGAGGAAGUCUCUGAAGCAGAAGAAGAAGAGGCAGUGAUGAGAAGUGUCACCGGUCAUUCUGUGGACGCAUCAUGACACCAUAGCAGAUUAAAGAACACCCCAUCAACUCCAUCACUGAUCACCAGUCUCCAUGUAAGAAGGAAAUAUAUUUAUAGUGAGCUGAAGAGAAACUCAUCCACGUGUUCCUGCUGGAAUACCUGCAGAAACUGCAUAGUCAUGACUGGUAUAAGAUGUUCAAAUAAUCAUAUUAAUCUCUGGUUUGUGGGGUGGUGGUGGUUCGCCUUGACUGUUUCUGAGUGAGUGAUCAUCAGGGAUGUGGAGAUGUUCUCCAGAGCAUGUGGACCUCCUGGCAGAGCUCCCCGUUGCUGCCCUGUUGUGCUGUGCACAGAUGUGAGACUGUUGUAAAUGUGAUGAGGGAUGCACUGAUGAUGCAAAGAUGAUUCCCCUGAGAAGACACGCAAAAAGAAAACUCUGAUUUUGUCUUUUUUUUUUUUGUAACCUACAUGAUAUGACGAAUGUUUGGAGCAACAAGAAUAAGACUUAAGUUUAUUUUAAUGUAUGUGGCGUCUUUUUACGGCGUCUCAUUUUGCACAAGUGUCUUCCUCAGAGGAACCACCUUUGGUUCUUCCUCCUCUGGAAGCCAUACUGGAGGCCUUCAGCUCUGUGAACAGCUGAUUUACUGCUCCUCUGUUUGAGCAGCACCUUUACAGCGUUUCUUCCAAGUAAAAUCACAGCUAGUCGCUAAUUAAGUUGCCGUGCGUUAGCUUAAAGCUGCGUAUACGAUAUAUGCUGCAGCUGCCUGCGCUGUUUCGCUGCUGAAUACUUGAAAAAAGUGCAUUAAUGAGACUGAACACUUGCUGUGGGUUUUAGUUGUAUGUAGCAAUUAGGGCUGCAGCCAACAGUUAUUUUAACUUUUGAUUAACCUUUCUUGAAUUAGUGGUUUGAAAUGCCAAAUCAGUGUUUCAAAAGCCCAAGAUGGCGUCCUUAAAUGGAUUGUUUUGUUCUCGACUCGAAGAUAUUCAGUUUACGUGUCAUCGAGGAGGAAAUAAUCCAGAUAAUAUUCAUAUUUAAGAAGCUUGAAUUAAAGAAUUCAGACAUUGUUCCUGAAAAAAAAGACUCAAACAGAUUAAGCGCUUAUUGAAAUAGUUGGCGAUUAAUCGAUUAUUUGAUUCAUCGUUGCAGCUCUAGUAGCAAAAGCUGGUUAUAUUAAUUGUGCAGCUGAUCCCCAGUAAAUCUCUUCAUAACUCUACAUAAAAGGAAAGUUAACAAACAAACUAAUUAAACUACCAUCACACAUGUCUUUCCUGUCAACUUACAGCAAAAUAGUUCGUAGUCGUCUGCAUAUAGGAUGAUUUUUAGGCACAAAAUUCAAGCAGACAGAUUUAGCUUCUGCAAAAUAAGUCAUUUUUUUUGUAAUCAGCUGUUCGUCAGAGUCAGUGAAGUGUUUUUUUGGUGCAUCCCAGACUGUUUGAACCUGCUGGCAGAUUGUUCGAGAAGCCAAGUGUCUUCCUGAAACGAACCGACAGGCUGGAACCUGUUCAGCUGCUCCUCAUCGAACGAUAGCUAAUCAUAAACUCCGGUUGAACAAUACGCCAAAACGCGCUGUGUUCGGGGCGGUUUUUAUUGAAGUUAAUCUGACAGUGUUAGCAUAAUGUUCCACCCACCUGACUGACAGCUCGCAGAUGGUUUCUAAAAGUGACAUUUGGUCUUAAAUGACUGGACAGGACUGUUGAAUGUCUCACAUGGACUGUUGUGUCAUGCCGCGUUCACGUCAAAGCAGAAGAAUUUAAAUCCAAUUUAAUCCAAGCUCUAAUCUGCAGUCUAAAGUAGCAGCGAUUGUACGUCGGAGGUAAUUUAAUCAUAUUUACCGGUAGCCGCCACCAGGGGGCAGACAUGAAUGUUAUUUUUUUCGCAAUCAGUCUCAUCUCUCCGACGUGAGCGUGGCAUCCGCCUCCUUGGCAGAGCUGCGUUUCACAUUGCAUGACAGCCACUACUUCAGUGUAAAUUAUACAGUAUAACGUUACAGCCAAGAUACAGCAAGACCAAACGAUGUAUUAACAUGCCAAAAUGAAAAAAAAGGAAAAAGUAUUUUUGGGAUUAAACUCUUUGUAACUGAA